Penicillium soppii is the source of this 564-nucleotide messenger RNA. RefSeq names its product signal peptidase complex subunit 2. The transcript has 3 exons. Gene Ontology annotation, biological process: protein targeting to ER. NCBI's taxonomy places the organism in Eukaryota, Fungi, Ascomycota, Eurotiomycetes, Eurotiales, Aspergillaceae. The record is from RefSeq and is a predicted model, not a curated record. Gene Ontology annotation, cellular component: membrane; signal peptidase complex. Bases 1 to 564 code for a protein of 187 amino acids.
AUGGCUACCACCAAAGUACCGGUCUACUCGACCAAUGAUCUCAAGUCUACAAGUGACGAUGCGCUUCUUCCAUACCUGACCAACCUUCCCGCGCCUUACACUUUUACACCCGACUACUCGAAAACAAAUAUCCGUUUCGUAAUUGGAUACAGCGCUGUCGCGAUUGCCGGAUUCACUUUCUAUGCAGACCGCACGCUCGGCUGGGAAGCAACGAAAUCUCCCUGGAUUAUCGCUGCAGUAGCCACAUACUUUGUGUUGAAUACAUUCCUUACAUACUGGAUUUGGGCUGUUGAAGCUGGCGAGGUAUACUCCGGAAAGAGAAAGACGGGAGAGACGAUAUCCGUUUCUUCAUCGGCUCAGAAGUUCUCGAGUAUCUACAAGUUGCGCGUUGUUUAUAAGUCUGCCUCUGGGAAGGUCCUUCAGGACAAGCGGUGCGAGGCGCCCUUCACAACUUGGUUUUCCGCAGAAGGAGUGUUCCAUCCUGAGCCUUUCCGCCGCUGGGUUGCUAGUGAGAUUGAUGUUUUGAGAUUGGCAGCCAAAGAGAAUGAGAAGAAGUCCGGUUGA